This is a messenger RNA of Schistosoma haematobium, 10866 nucleotides long. RefSeq lists its product as uncharacterized. The coding region runs from base 1310 to 2773 and encodes 487 amino acids. The record is from RefSeq and is a predicted model, not a curated record. NCBI's taxonomy places the organism in Eukaryota, Metazoa, Platyhelminthes, Trematoda, Strigeidida, Schistosomatidae. Gene Ontology annotation, molecular function: nucleic acid binding. The transcript has a single exon.
AGCAUGUCGCCUAUAGUCCACGUUGUUGGCCCAGAGCUACCAAAGGUUGAAUUGAGUUAUAUCGAUGGAGAGCCAAGAGGUUAUUGGAAAUUUAUAAGGCAAUUUGAGACGUAUGUAGCAUCAAGAGUCACGGAUGAUAGCCAGCGCUUGCUCUAUUUGAUACACUACUGUAAGGGCAAGGCUAAAACAGCUAUUGAAGGUUGCGUCAUGAUGGAGGCAUCCUCUGGCUAUAAAAGAGCAAGGGAGAUUUUAAAACGUUUUUCGGACAGCCUCACGUAAUUGCUCGAGAAACACUAGAGGACUUAUUCAGUGCUGUGAAUUUUGAGUAUAUUGACGGGGAGCAACUAUCAAAUUUGGCUAUUAAAAUGGAAAACUGUGCCAUGGUCUUGGAGCAGAUGAAUUAUACUUCUGAUCUAAAUUCCUUAGUUACCUUGGAAAGAAUAGUGAGACUCUUGCCUCAACCUAUGCAAGCCCAGUGGGCGGACUGGGUGGAUAAAUUGACUGAAGAUAACAGGGAACCGACCUUCGACGAGCUCACUCAGUUUAUCGCAUCGCGUGCGAGAGUGGCUUGUAGUAGAUUUGGACGGUUAGCAAACCGUUCUAGAAAAGGACAUAACGUGAAGACGAACUGUCACGUGCAAUCAGAGCAAGGGAAUAGUUCGACAAUGAAAACUAAAUGCAGUAUGUGUUCGUACGACCAUGCCAUUGAUAAAUGUCCACAGUUCUUAGUGCUUACAGUUCAAGACCGAUGGUCUCACGCUAAAAGCAAGGGUAUCUGUUUCGUCUGUCUUAGACAAGGACAUAAGGUUAAUGAAUGUAAGAUGACAAGGCUCUGUAAGGUUGACAGUUGCGGGAGGAGACAUCACGCUCUGCUGCACACUGACUCGACAAGCAACGUCGUAAAUGAUAAGCCAUCAUGCCCGGAAUAUAGGAAAAGAGUUAUUAAUCAUACCAGUAAGAUACAGACACUAGAGAACGAAAUACGUAAGCCUUAUGACGUAGAGUUUUCAGAUGCUUAUUCAAGUGAUAAACCAUUAUCAGUAGACGACAAGGUGGCUAUAAAGAUUGUGGAAGGUGGCACGCGCUUCGGCAACGGUCAUUUUGUAGUUUCUAUACCUUGGAAAAAGAAUCCAGAUAUGAAAGUGGAUAACUAUGAAGUAGCAAACCGUAGAUUACAAAGUUUGAAGGGUAUGUUGUCGAAGGAUGUCAGUCUGCACAUCAAGUAUAUCGAAAGUACUGAAAGUGAUUUUACUAAGACUUAUGCGGAGAGGGUCUUUGAAAUAUAUCUGCAGUCUUAUUAUCGCCCUCGAUGGUAUUUACCUCAUCGUGCAAUAUUAAACAUGAAAAACCAGAUCUUAGAGUGGUCCUUGAUUGUGCCGCCCAGUUUGCAGGGGUUCCCCGAAAUGAUAUGAUUUAUCAAGAACUCGAUACUACCGUUGAGUUAAUGUGUAUAUUAUUAAGUUUUCGCAAGGAGGCAGUUGCAAUCCCUGCAGAUGUUGAAGAAAUGUUCAUGCAAGUGAAUGUCCCUGAGUCUGAUCGAGGAGCUUCAAGAUUUCUGUGGUGGCAGGAGGGGGACAUGUCGAGAGGACCGUCUGAGUUUCAAAUGACAACUCAUGCAUUUGGUGCCACAUCAUCGCCCUUUCGUGCGAACCUUGCCUUGAAUAAGACGGCCCAAAUAUUCUCUGACGAUUAUGAUAGUUAUGUCGUAGAUACUGUCAAGAAUAAUUUCUAUGUUGAUGAUUGCUUGAUAUCUAUUCCCACUUGUGAUCAAGCAAAGAGUUUCGUUAAGCAUAUAAGUGAAUUAUUAUGUAGAGGAAGUAUGCAAAAAAUGACCGAUCUUGAAUCUUGGUUCAAAUGUCCUAUUUUAUUGCAUGGCGAGUUUUAUAUAACAAUCACUGACUGUACGGAACCUACUCUUGACGAUAUUGAGUUUAGAAAAACUGCUGUGGUUAACUUGAGUAGUAUAAAGUACAACAAGACACCUGUUCUCUUUUAUUAUUCCGAGUGGUUGAAAUUAGUCAGAGCUGUAACCUGGUUUAAAAGGUUCAUCGAAUUCCUGAUGGUACUUCGUUUGCCGAGUUGUGAAGGACCCGUUCAUCUAGGAUGUUUAAAGGUCAAAGAGCUUGAGAUUGCCAAGCGUAAGAUUUUAUUGAUGGCUCAGAGAGAAGUGUAUGGAGAAUUACUUAGUGAAUUUAAAAACAGCAGUAAAGUAGUAAGCCAUGAUGGUCUGAAAGGUUUAUCGUUGAUAAUGCUUGAUGGGUUACUCUGCGUUGGAGGUCGACUAAGAUACUCAGAUUUCCCAAAUGCUUUUAGAUAUCCAGUAAUUUUACCUAGUCGACACUUAGUGACGGAAAUGAUAAUUAGACAUUGUCAUAAAGAACAAGGACACGUAGGAAGAUCAUUAGAAAAAGGGUAUGGAUAUGUGUUUACUUGUUUGCAAACAUGGGCAGUACAUAUUGAAAUGAUGUGUAGUUUGAUUACUGAUUCAUUUUUAAUGGCUCUAUUACGUUUUAUUGGAAGAAGAAGGAAACCUCCAGAGAUUUACAGUGUCAGUGCGUCAAGCUUCGUGGGGACAGUUUCUGAGUUAAGCAAGUUUGUGCAGCAGUCGAAUCAGAAGAUAAACAUUGAAUUGUCAGCGAGGCCCUCAUCCAAAAGCAUGGGUGGAGUUUGGGGAAGAGUGAUUAGGUCUAUAUCACGACUGUUAUUGUUCAUCAUCAGAGAACAGGUGAAGCAGGCCUCCUUGAAGCUUUGGAUUAGUCUUUGUUGUUAUUAAUGUAGUUAGGUCGAGUAGGCGUACUGUUGUAAGUCCUACUCGUUCCUAUGGUGUGAUAUGUUAUAUAAUGAACCAUGACCGUAGGCAUCAAGGUAGCUUGUGCGGUAUGGAGGGAUUUUGGGGGCCGGUGUAAGAUCCAUUUUGAAUGUGUUGUGUGUUGGUGAAAAUCCCUCCAUGUAUAUACUUGUACUUUAUUCCUAUUGAUCACAUUAGUUGUACAUUGUUGUAUUUUGAUUACAUUUGAAUUGUUAAUAUUUGUAUUUUUGUUAUAGUUUUUGUUUUUAUUACGCAUUCACUAAGUUUGUGUUUCUUCCUGAACUGCAUCUGCGUUGUUUUACUUGACACUUGUUCUUGGCGGUAGCCAUAUUGAUUUGUUCCUCCUGUUGUGUGUGAUCUAUCCAGUCAGGAUAGAAUAACGUUCAUUUGUUGUGAUUGGUAAUUUUUCCUCAUCUUCUAUCAACUUCUUUAUUUAUUGUAAUUUAGAUUUAAUUGAUUGAACAAUCAUUGGUUGAAUAGCCGGGUGAUAAUAUUUGUUUAGGUAAUGAUUUACAUUAAAUUUAUUAUGAAUUAUAGAACCGCUAGUUACCCGAUUACUUGUUCUGAUUUCGACGGGAAAGGGCGCAUGUCUAAAGUCCCUGGUAGGCUAUUCUUCAACAUCCAAACCGUAGUUUGGAUCCUACAGUUCUAAACAAUUAUUACUUGGCCGAAAUCCUUUGGUAAUCGUUCACGGAUUUUCUGGAAAUAAUUGGUCGUGUCGCUUAUAAUGCCAGUUAAUCGUCGAAGGAGAUCAGGCUCAAAGUUCGUCGAUGUUAACGAAGAAUCCCCUAUUGUCAAGCAAGUGCCUUUUGACGUCCUUAAGGGUCAUGGUUCAGACUUAAAUAGGGUUAAUUAUCAUGGCAGUGAUUCUAGCCUUAAUUCGAUGUCAGAUGAUGUAAAAAUCUUAGUUUAAAGGAGGAGCAAAGGCCUGAAUUACUAGGAAAGAGCAUGUCGCCUAUAGUCCACGUUGUUGGCCCAGAGCUACCAAAGGUUGAAUUGAGUUAUAUCGAUGGAGAGCCAAGAGGUUAUUGGAAAUUUAUAAGGCAAUUUGAGACGUAUGUAGCAUCAAGAGUCACGGAUGAUAGCCAGCGCUUGCUCUAUUUGAUACACUACUGUAAGGGCAAGGCUAAAACAGCUAUUGAAGGUUGCGUCAUGAUGGAGGCAUCCUCUGGCUAUAAAAGAGCAAGGGAGAUUUUAAAACGUUUUUUCGGACAGCCUCACGUAAUUGCUCGAGAAACACUAGAGGACUUAUUCAGUGCUGUGAAUUUUGAGUAUAUUGACGGGGAGCAACUAUCAAAUUUGGCUAUUAAAAUGGAAAACUGUGCCAUGGUCUUGGAGCAGAUGAAUUAUACUUCUGAUCUAAAUUCCUUAGUUACCUUGGAAAGAAUAGUGAGACUCUUGCCUCAACCUAUGCAAGCCCAGUGGGCGGACUGGGUGGAUAAAUUGACUGAAGAUAACAGGGAACCGACCUUCGACGAGCUCACUCAGUUUAUCGCAUCGCGUGCGAGAGUGGCUUGUAGUAGAUUUGGACGGUUAGCAAACCGUUCUAGAAAAGGACAUAACGUGAAGACGAACUGUCACGUGCAAUCAGAGCAAGGGAAUAGUUCGACAAUGAAAACUAAAUGCAGUAUGUGUUCGUACGACCAUGCCAUUGAUAAAUGUCCACAGUUCUUAGUGCUUACAGUUCAAGACCGAUGGUCUCACGCUAAAAGCAAGGGUAUCUGUUUCGUCUGUCUUAGACAAGGACAUAAGGUUAAUGAAUGUAAGAUGACAAGGCUCUGUAAGGUUGACAGUUGCGGGAGGAGACAUCACGCUCUGCUGCACACUGACUCGACAAGCAACGUCGUAAAUGAUAAGCCAUCAUGCCCGGAAUAUAGGAAAAGAGUUAUUAAUCAUACCAGUAAGAUACAGACACUAGAGAACGAAAUACGUAAGCCUUAUGACGUAGAGUUUUCAGAUGCUUAUUCAAGUGAUAAACCAUUAUCAGUAGACGACAAGGUGGCUAUAAAGAUUGUGGAAGGUGGCACGCGCUUCGGCAACGGUCAUUUUGUAGUUUCUAUACCUUGGAAAAAGAAUCCAGAUAUGAAAGUGGAUAACUAUGAAGUAGCAAACCGUAGAUUACAAAGUUUGAAGGGUAUGUUGUCGAAGGAUGUCAGUCUGCACAUCAAGUAUAUCGAAAGUACUGAAAGUGAUUUUACUAAGACUUAUGCGGAGAGGGUCUUUGAAAUAUAUCUGCAGUCUUAUUAUCGCCCUCGAUGGUAUUUACCUCAUCGUGCAAUAUUAAACAUGAAAAACCAGAUCUUAGAGUGGUCCUUGAUUGUGCCGCCCAGUUUGCAGGGGUUCCCCGAAAUGAUAUGAUUUAUCAAGAACUCGAUACUACCGUUGAGUUAAUGUGUAUAUUAUUAAGUUUUCGCAAGGAGGCAGUUGCAAUCCCUGCAGAUGUUGAAGAAAUGUUCAUGCAAGUGAAUGUCCCUGAGUCUGAUCGAGGAGCUUCAAGAUUUCUGUGGUGGCAGGAGGGGGACAUGUCGAGAGGACCGUCUGAGUUUCAAAUGACAACUCAUGCAUUUGGUGCCACAUCAUCGCCCUUUCGUGCGAACCUUGCCUUGAAUAAGACGGCCCAAAUAUUCUCUGACGAUUAUGAUAGUUAUGUCGUAGAUACUGUCAAGAAUAAUUUCUAUGUUGAUGAUUGCUUGAUAUCUAUUCCCACUUGUGAUCAAGCAAAGAGUUUCGUUAAGCAUAUAAGUGAAUUAUUAUGUAGAGGAAGUAUGCAAAAAAUGACCGAUCUUGAAUCUUGGUUCAAAUGUCCUAUUUUAUUGCAUGGCGAGUUUUAUAUAACAAUCACUGACUGUACGGAACCUACUCUUGACGAUAUUGAGUUUAGAAAAACUGCUGUGGUUAACUUGAGUAGUAUAAAGUACAACAAGACACCUGUUCUCUUUUAUUAUUCCGAGUGGUUGAAAUUAGUCAGAGCUGUAACCUGGUUUAAAAGGUUCAUCGAAUUCCUGAUGGUACUUCGUUUGCCGAGUUGUGAAGGACCCGUUCAUCUAGGAUGUUUAAAGGUCAAAGAGCUUGAGAUUGCCAAGCGUAAGAUUUUAUUGAUGGCUCAGAGAGAAGUGUAUGGAGAAUUACUUAGUGAAUUUAAAAACAGCAGUAAAGUAGUAAGCCAUGAUGGUCUGAAAGGUUUAUCGUUGAUAAUGCUUGAUGGGUUACUCUGCGUUGGAGGUCGACUAAGAUACUCAGAUUUCCCAAAUGCUUUUAGAUAUCCAGUAAUUUUACCUAGUCGACACUUAGUGACGGAAAUGAUAAUUAGACAUUGUCAUAAAGAACAAGGACACGUAGGAAGAUCAUUAGAAAAAGGGUAUGGAUAUGUGUUUACUUGUUUGCAAACAUGGGCAGUACAUAUUGAAAUGAUGUGUAGUUUGAUUACUGAUUCAUUUUUAAUGGCUCUAUUACGUUUUAUUGGAAGAAGAAGGAAACCUCCAGAGAUUUACAGUGUCAGUGCGUCAAGCUUCGUGGGGACAGUUUCUGAGUUAAGCAAGUUUGUGCAGCAGUCGAAUCAGAAGAUAAACAUUGAAUUGUCAGCGAGGCCCUCAUCCAAAAGCAUGGGUGGAGUUUGGGGAAGAGUGAUUAGGUCUAUAUCACGACUGUUAUUGUUCAUCAUCAGAGAACAGGUGAAGCAGGCCUCCUUGAAGCUUUGGAUUAGUCUUUGUUGUUAUUAAUGUAGUUAGGUCGAGUAGGCGUACUGUUGUAAGUCCUACUCGUUCCUAUGGUGUGAUAUGUUAUAUAAUGAACCAUGACCGUAGGCAUCAAGGUAGCUUGUGCGGUAUGGAGGGAUUUUGGGGGCCGGUGUAAGAUCCAUUUUGAAUGUGUUGUGUGUUGGUGAAAAUCCCUCCAUGUAUAUACUUGUACUUUAUUCCUAUUGAUCACAUUAGUUGUACAUUGUUGUAUUUUGAUUACAUUUGAAUUGUUAAUAUUUGUAUUUUUGUUAUAGUUUUUGUUUUUAUUACGCAUUCACUAAGUUUGUGUUUCUUCCUGAACUGCAUCUGCGUUGUUUUACUUGACACUUGUUCUUGGCGGUAGCCAUAUUGAUUUGUUCCUCCUGUUGUGUGUGAUCUAUCCAGUCAGGAUAGAAUAACGUUCAUUUGUUGUGAUUGGUAAUUUUUCCUCAUCUUCUAUCAACUUCUUUAUUUAUUGUAAUUUAGAUUUAAUUGAUUGAACAAUCAUUGGUUGAAUAGCCGGGUGAUAAUAUUUGUUUAGGUAAUGAUUUACAUUAAAUUUAUUAUGAAUUAUAGAACCGCUAGUUACCCGAUUACUUGUUCUGAUUUCGACGGGAAAGGGCGCAUGUCUAAAGUCCCUGGUAGGCUAUUCUUCAACAUCCAAACCGUAGUUUGGAUCCUACAGUUCUAAACAAUUAUUACUUGGCCGAAAUCCUUUGGUAAUCGUUCACGGAUUUUCUGGAAAUAAUUGGUCGUGUCGCUUAUAAUGCCAGUUAAUCGUCGAAGGAGAUCAGGCUCAAAGUUCGUCGAUGUUAACGAAGAAUCCCCUAUUGUCAAGCAAGUGCCUUUUGACGUCCUUAAGGGUCAUGGUUCAGACUUAAAUAGGGUUAAUUAUCAUGGCAGUGAUUCUAGCCUUAAUUCGAUGUCAGAUGAUGUAAAAAUCUUAGUUUAAAGGAGGAGCAAAGGCCUGAAUUACUAGGAAAGAGCAUGUCGCCUAUAGUCCACGUUGUUGGCCCAGAGCUACCAAAGGUUGAAUUGAGUUAUAUCGAUGGAGAGCCAAGAGGUUAUUGGAAAUUUAUAAGGCAAUUUGAGACGUAUGUAGCAUCAAGAGUCACGGAUGAUAGCCAGCGCUUGCUCUAUUUGAUACACUACUGUAAGGGCAAGGCUAAAACAGCUAUUGAAGGUUGCGUCAUGAUGGAGGCAUCCUCUGGCUAUAAAAGAGCAAGGGAGAUUUUAAAACGUUUUUCGGACAGCCUCACGUAAUUGCUCGAGAAACACUAGAGGACUUAUUCAGUGCUGUGAAUUUUGAGUAUAUUGACGGGGAGCAACUAUCAAAUUUGGCUAUUAAAAUGGAAAACUGUGCCAUGGUCUUGGAGCAGAUGAAUUAUACUUCUGAUCUAAAUUCCUUAGUUACCUUGGAAAGAAUAGUGAGACUCUUGCCUCAACCUAUGCAAGCCCAGUGGGCGGACUGGGUGGAUAAAUUGACUGAAGAUAACAGGGAACCGACCUUCGACGAGCUCACUCAGUUUAUCGCAUCGCGUGCGAGAGUGGCUUGUAGUAGAUUUGGACGGUUAGCAAACCGUUCUAGAAAAGGACAUAACGUGAAGACGAACUGUCACGUGCAAUCAGAGCAAGGGAAUAGUUCGACAAUGAAAACUAAAUGCAGUAUGUGUUCGUACGACCAUGCCAUUGAUAAAUGUCCACAGUUCUUAGUGCUUACAGUUCAAGACCGAUGGUCUCACGCUAAAAGCAAGGGUAUCUGUUUCGUCUGUCUUAGACAAGGACAUAAGGUUAAUGAAUGUAAGAUGACAAGGCUCUGUAAGGUUGACAGUUGCGGGAGGAGACAUCACGCUCUGCUGCACACUGACUCGACAAGCAACGUCGUAAAUGAUAAGCCAUCAUGCCCGGAAUAUAGGAAAAGAGUUAUUAAUCAUACCAGUAAGAUACAGACACUAGAGAACGAAAUACGUAAGCCUUAUGACGUAGAGUUUUCAGAUGCUUAUUCAAGUGAUAAACCAUUAUCAGUAGACGACAAGGUGGCUAUAAAGAUUGUGGAAGGUGGCACGCGCUUCGGCAACGGUCAUUUUGUAGUUUCUAUACCUUGGAAAAAGAAUCCAGAUAUGAAAGUGGAUAACUAUGAAGUAGCAAACCGUAGAUUACAAAGUUUGAAGGGUAUGUUGUCGAAGGAUGUCAGUCUGCACAUCAAGUAUAUCGAAAGUACUGAAAGUGAUUUUACUAAGACUUAUGCGGAGAGGGUCUUUGAAAUAUAUCUGCAGUCUUAUUAUCGCCCUCGAUGGUAUUUACCUCAUCGUGCAAUAUUAAACAUGAAAAACCAGAUCUUAGAGUGGUCCUUGAUUGUGCCGCCCAGUUUGCAGGGGUUCCCCGAAAUGAUAUGAUUUAUCAAGAACUCGAUACUACCGUUGAGUUAAUGUGUAUAUUAUUAAGUUUUCGCAAGGAGGCAGUUGCAAUCCCUGCAGAUGUUGAAGAAAUGUUCAUGCAAGUGAAUGUCCCUGAGUCUGAUCGAGGAGCUUCAAGAUUUCUGUGGUGGCAGGAGGGGGACAUGUCGAGAGGACCGUCUGAGUUUCAAAUGACAACUCAUGCAUUUGGUGCCACAUCAUCGCCCUUUCGUGCGAACCUUGCCUUGAAUAAGACGGCCCAAAUAUUCUCUGACGAUUAUGAUAGUUAUGUCGUAGAUACUGUCAAGAAUAAUUUCUAUGUUGAUGAUUGCUUGAUAUCUAUUCCCACUUGUGAUCAAGCAAAGAGUUUCGUUAAGCAUAUAAGUGAAUUAUUAUGUAGAGGAAGUAUGCAAAAAUGACCGAUCUUGAAUCUUGGUUCAAAUGUCCUAUUUUAUUGCAUGGCGAGUUUUAUAUAACAAUCACUGACUGUACGGAACCUACUCUUGACGAUAUUGAGUUUAGAAAAACUGCUGUGGUUAACUUGAGUAGUAUAAAGUACAACAAGACACCUGUUCUCUUUUAUUAUUCCGAGUGGUUGAAAUUAGUCAGAGCUGUAACCUGGUUUAAAAGGUUCAUCGAAUUCCUGAUGGUACUUCGUUUGCCGAGUUGUGAAGGACCCGUUCAUCUAGGAUGUUUAAAGGUCAAAGAGCUUGAGAUUGCCAAGCGUAAGAUUUUAUUGAUGGCUCAGAGAGAAGUGUAUGGAGAAUUACUUAGUGAAUUUAAAAACAGCAGUAAAGUAGUAAGCCAUGAUGGUCUGAAAGGUUUAUCGUUGAUAAUGCUUGAUGGGUUACUCUGCGUUGGAGGUCGACUAAGAUACUCAGAUUUCCCAAAUGCUUUUAGAUAUCCAGUAAUUUUACCUAGUCGACACUUAGUGACGGAAAUGAUAAUUAGACAUUGUCAUAAAGAACAAGGACACGUAGGAAGAUCAUUAGAAAAAGGGUAUGGAUAUGUGUUUACUUGUUUGCAAACAUGGGCAGUACAUAUUGAAAUGAUGUGUAGUUUGAUUACUGAUUCAUUUUUAAUGGCUCUAUUACGUUUUAUUGGAAGAAGAAGGAAACCUCCAGAGAUUUACAGUGUCAGUGCGUCAAGCUUCGUGGGGACAGUUUCUGAGUUAAGCAAGUUUGUGCAGCAGUCGAAUCAGAAGAUAAACAUUGAAUUGUCAGCGAGGCCCUCAUCCAAAAGCAUGGGUGGAGUUUGGGGAAGAGUGAUUAGGUCUAUAUCACGACUGUUAUUGUUCAUCAUCAGAGAACAGGUGAAGCAGGCCUCCUUGAAGCUUUGGAUUAGUCUUUGUUGUUAUUAAUGUAGUUAGGUCGAGUAGGCGUACUGUUGUAAGUCCUACUCGUUCCUAUGGUGUGAUAUGUUAUAUAAUGAACCAUGACCGUAGGCAUCAAGGUAGCUUGUGCGGUAUGGAGGGAUUUUGGGGGCCGGUGUAAGAUCCAUUUUGAAUGUGUUGUGUGUUGGUGAAAAUCCCUCCAUGUAUAUACUUGUACUUUAUUCCUAUUGAUCACAUUAGUUGUACAUUGUUGUAUUUUGAUUACAUUUGAAUUGUUAAUAUUUGUAUUUUUGUUAUAGUUUUUGUUUUUAUUACGCAUUCACUAAGUUUGUGUUUCUUCCUGAACUGCAUCUGCGUUGUUUUACUUGACACUUGUUCUUGGCGGUAGCCAUAUUGAUUUGUUCCUCCUGUUGUGUGUGAUCUAUCCAGUCAGGAUAGAAUAACGUUCAUUUGUUGUGAUUGGUAAUUUUUCCUCAUCUUCUAUCAACUUCUUUACUUAUUGUAAUUUAGAUUUAAUUGAUUGAACAAUCAUUGGUUGAAUAGCCGGGUGAUAAUAUUUGUUUAGGUAAUGAUUUACAUUAAAUUUAUUAUGAAUUAUAGAACCGCUAGUUA